Halichondria panicea is the source of this 1261-nucleotide messenger RNA. RefSeq names its product 3-oxoacyl-[acyl-carrier-protein] reductase FabG-like. The record is from RefSeq and is a predicted model, not a curated record. Lineage: Eukaryota; Metazoa; Porifera; Demospongiae; Suberitida; Halichondriidae. Gene Ontology annotation, molecular function: oxidoreductase activity. The transcript has a single exon. Bases 100 to 1164 code for a protein of 354 amino acids.
AUUAGAGCUGGUAUCCCCAGUCUGAUUUUUCUUUAGUAACGUUAACACAAGACAAAAUUAUGUUUACCUUUAAUUAAUUAAUAUUGGAAGUCCACGAAUAUGCAGUUCAUCUCCAAUGUGACACCACGCACGUUUGCUUCUGUUCUCAGCCUGAGAUCAAUCAGAGUCAGCGCUUUACGAGGAUUUAGGCAGAUGUCCAAUUACAGGAUUCCGAACAACAACCCCUUCGUAUCACCAGCCAUGUUGGUUGCAAUAGGUGGACUCACUGCUUUUGCAUAUGUCUGGAAGAAAAGUAACACAUGCACUACUGCUAACUGCCAAGCAGGUCUUGAGGUUAAAGCGGGUAAAUUUGACGGGAAGGUGGUGCUAAUUACAGGAGCUGCGGGUGACAUAGGUGGGACAGCAGCGAAGAAGUUUGUUGAGGAAGGUGCUACAGUGAUACUCUCUGAUUUGCCUCGAACUGAGAGUAUUUUGAAAGCAAAGCGAGAUGAAUUAUCCAUGUUAGGUGGAGUAGAACCAAUCAUCAUAUCUGCUGAUGUUACCAACGAGAAAAAUGUAAUGGAGAUGGUGGAGAAAGUAAUGAAAACUACUGGUCGUAUAGAUAUUUUUUUUAACAAUGCAGGUGUUCAAGGAGAACUUUGUCCAAUUCAAGAGCAAUCCGCAAGUGAAUUUAGCCGUGUUACAAAUGUGAAUAUCUAUGGUGUGUUUCUUUGCUUGAAGUAUGUAUCACAGGCCAUGAUUGAGCAAAAAAAAGGUGGAGCUAUUGUCAACUCGGCUAGUGUGGCUGGUCUCAUUGGGCCAGCAAACAUGGCUGCUUACGCUGCAUCUAAAUUUGCUGUUGUUGGCAUGACUAAGACAGCAGCUAAGGAUCUAGCACCGUAUGGGAUCAGAGUGAAUGCUGUUGCUCCAGGGAUACUUGAAGGUCGCUUGUGGACUACUCAAGUGAAGGGAAAUGCACGCUGUCGAAAACGAGCUCGAGGUGAUAGCAGUGAAAUCACUGCAAGUGAUAUUCAAGAACAAGAAGAAAGAAUGAUCACCUCAACCCCACUCAGAAGGUUGGGUAAUCUGUCGGAAGUAGCUUCAGUCGUAGCUUUCCUUUCUAGCAAUGAUGCUUCCUACAUGUCUGGAGUGACACUUCCCAUUGAUGGAGGCCGAAUACCUUAAGCUGACUAUGGACAUAAUUAUACCUGUGUUGAGUGCAUGCAUGAUAUGCUAUGAACUUUUAACAAUGUCAAUUUAAUUUUAGCUUAAACGAUAUCUA